UUGCUACCCGCUGAGCCCUGACCGGGGAAACAGCUCGCGGAAACGAUUGAUCCCGAUCGAAUAACGCCAAAGCUGGCUACACAAAUGGCGGAUUAACACCGAUAUCGGAAAGGACUCGCUUAAUCAAUGCUCGUGAGUCGGGUGCUUUUGGAGAGUGCGCUGGCAACACCCUCCGUAACAUGUGAGAUGUUCACAUUAAGAUAUUAAGUGUGCGUUAUUUCGGCUAACUAGCUAGCAGCCACCCCCCCCUCUCUCGCGCUCCUCUAUAUCCAAUUUAUGGUCGCUCGCUUCGUCUGUUUUCUCAACGUCUGAACUGGAGGAAAAUGAAGAAGUUUAACAUUAGAAAGGUGCUGGACGGCUUGACAGCGGCUUCUUCUUCUUCUUCUUCCUCCGCAACUGCCCAGCCGGGUACUCCCCGGGAAAACGACGUUAUCCAGGAGACUCUCCAGUCGGAGCAUUUCCAGCUCUGUAAGACUGUGCGUCAUGGCUUCCCAUAUCAACCAUCCUCGAUGGCUUUUGACCCCGUGCAGAAAAUCUUGGCCGUCGGGACUCAGAGUGGAGCUUUGAGGCUCUUCGGCCGUGCGGGCGUGGAGUGCUACUGUCAGCAUGAGAGCGGCGCGGCUGUCAUCCAGCUCCAGUUCCUGAUCAACGAGGGGGCGCUGGUGAGUGCCUUAGCUGAUGACAGCAUCCACCUGUGGAACCUGAGGCAAAAGAUCCCUGCAAUCCUGCAUUCUCUCAAGUUCAACAGGGAGAGAAUCACAUACUGCCACCUGCCCUUCCAGAGCAAAUGGCUUUACAUCGGCACAGAAAGAGGAAACAUCCACAUCGUCAACGUGGAGUCCUUCACUCUCUCAGGCUACGUCAUCAUGUGGAACAAAGCCAUCGAACUAUCCACCAAGACACACCCAGGGCCUGUCGUGCACAUCAGUGAUAACCCCAUGGACGAAGGAAAGCUUCUGAUUGGAUUUGAGUGCGGGGUGGUGGUGUUGUGGGAUUUGAAGUCCAAAAAAGCUGACUACCGCUACAAUUAUGAUGAGGCGAUCCACUCAGUCGCCUGGCACCACGAGGGUAAACAGUUUGUCUGCAGCCACUCUGAUGGCACUCUGACCACAUGGAAUAUACGAGCCCCGGCCAAGCCUGCACAGAUCAUCACGCCACAUGGAAAGCAGCCCAAGGAUGGAAAAAAGCCAGAACCAUGCAAGCCUAUCCUGAAGGUGGAGUACAAAACAACAAGGGCUGGGGACCCAUUCAUGGUGCUGUCUGGAGGUCUGUCUUACGACACAGUGGGGAGGAGAGCCUGUCUGACUGUGAUGCACGGAAAGAGCACUGCCGUCCUGGAGAUGGACUACCCCAUCGUCGAUUUCCUGACGCUGUGUGAAACUCCAUAUCCAAAUGACUUUCAGGAGCCUUAUGCUGUGGUGGUCCUCCUCGAGAAGGAUUUAGUUUUAAUAGACCUCGGACAGAUUGGAUACCCGAUAUUUGAGAACCCAUAUCCUCUGACUAUCCAUGAGUCACCAGUGACCUGCUGCGAGUACUUUGUCGACUGCCCUGCUGAACUUAUUCCUGCACUUUACUCUGUCGGCAGCCGGCAAAAGAGGCAAGGUUACAGCAAGAAGGAAUGGCCCAUCAGUGGAGGGAACUGGGGUCAAGGCACUCAGAGUUACCCAGAGAUCAUAAUCACUGGACAUGCUGACGGGUCGAUCAAAUUUUGGGAUGCUUCUGCAUUAAUGCUCCAAGUGCUGUACAAGCUGAAGACUGCCAAGGUGUUCGAGAGAGCUCGCGGUAAAGAGGAGAAGGCAAAUACAGACAUCGUUGAAGAGGACCCGUUUGCCAUCCAGACCUUGUCCUGGUGCCCUGAGAGCAGGAUGCUGUGUGUGGCCGGGGUGUCUGCCCACGUUAUCAUCUAUAGGUUCAGCAAGCAAGAAAUCACCACUGAAGUUGUGCAGCUUUUGGAGGUGCGGAUGCAGUGCGAGUUCAGUGAUGGGGACUCCCCUGAUCCAGGAGGGGAGCAGACCCCCACCCUGCCCACCCCGGGAGCUUCCUCCAGCCCCCAGGAGAGCGAGCCCCCCGCUCAGCCCUCCACUGGCAGCAACUCCUCCGACGGAGCCCGUGACAAUAUACCAUGCCUGCAGGUGCGGAGCUCCCCGCUGAAGCAGUCUCCGGGCUACCAGGUGGAGCUGGUGAUCCAGCUGGUGUGGGUGAGCGGUGAGCCACCUCAGCAGAUCACCAGCCUGGCUAUCAACUCCUCCUACGGCCUCGUGGUGUUUGGAAACAGUAAUGGUCUGGCUGUGGUCGACUACCUCCAGAAAACUCUGCUCCUCAACAUGGGCACGUCGGAGCUGUACAGCCCGUCCGACCCCUACCAGAGGCAGCCUCGCUCCCCACGCAAAGCACGGCAGCCCUCUGGAGCAACCUGUGAUUCCAACGAUGGGUCCAACACCUCAGAGGACCGCUGCAAAUCUCCCACUUCAGGGUCUCCCUCACCUUGCAAUUCUGACGAUGAGCGAAAACAGAAGUUCAUAGAGAAGGUGAAGUUCAAAAGCAGACGCUUUUCCAAGACGGUUGCCAAUGACUUUGCCAAGAUGUCGCGGAAAAUAAGCUCGUCUGGCGAGCAAAAGCCGGACCUGGAGGACAGGUCCCAACGAUGGCGCUCUUUCACAUUUAAGAAGCGCUUUUGUUGUAUGAGAGAAGUCAAGGCAGCAACCAGGAUGACCCAGAGGGGGGGCGUCUGUAGAACUAAGUCCGCCCCCAACUCCUAUGCCAAGGAUAACUCAUUCACCCGCUCGCGUAGUUCAAGUGUAACCAGCAUAGACAGAGAAUCCCGAGAGGCCAUCUCCUCCUUUCACUUCUGUGAGAGUUUCCCCAGGAAGACGGACAGCCUGGUCAGCCCCUGUCUGCUGGUGGGGACCACACAGGGCACCGUGAUGAUGGUGGCCCUCAGCCUGCCGCCUGGCGGGGACCAGAGGCUGCAGCAACCGGUCGGCAUCUCCUCCUGUGGCACUAUGGCCACACUCAAAGGAGGCAUUUUGACGAUGGCCCUGUUGGACUCAACUGGAACUCUGCUGCCCCCUUCCUACGAGCCAUGGUAUGACCCAAAUGCCUCAGAUGAGGAGAAGGAGAAGAGCAGGAGGCGCAGGCCAGCCUCCCCUCCCUCAUCACAAGAGGGUCAAGAUUCCCAGUUUGCCGUGCUGUGUUCGGAGAAACAGGCCAAGGUGGUAGCCAUGCCCUCCCAAACACGCAUCCACAAACACAACAUCACAGAGACGUCCUUCGUGCUGAGGGCUGACGUCGUGCAGAUGGCCGGAGCGAACUGCAUCGCCUGUUUCUGUGCUAACGGGCACAUCAUGACUCUGAGUUUGCCCAGUCUGCGGCCUCUGCUGGAUGUGAACUAUCUGCCGCUGACAGACAUGCGGAUAGCCAGAACGUUCUGCUUCUCCAACCAGGGCCAGGCCCUGUACCUCACCUCCCCCACCGAGAUCCAGAGGAUCACCUACAGCCAGGAGACCUGCGACAACCGGCAGGAGAUGCUCAGUGAGUUGUUUACUCCCGUGGAGACACCAGAGGCUCCGAACAGAGGUUUCUUCAAAGGCUUGUUCGGGGGAGGAGCUCAGUCUCUGGACAGGGAGGAUCUCUUUGGUGAAACAGUUGCUGGUAAGGCUUCCCGUAGCCUGGCCCAGCACAUCCCCGGCCCAGGGGGCAUGGAGGGCAUGAAGGGUGCAGCGUCUGGUGUUGUGGGAGAUCUGGCUCGUGCCCGGAUAGCUCUGGACGAGAGAGGGCAGAAACUGGGCGAGCUGGAGGACAGAACGGCAGCCAUGAUGGCCAGCGCAGAGUCCUUUUCCAAACAUGCUCAUGAUAUGAUGCUGAAGUACAAAGAUAAGAAGUGGUACCAGCUCUGAUGGCAGCGUGUGGAGCAUCGGACUCUGUAAUCACGCACACCAGUAUCUCUUAGGAGCUGCAGGUCCCUCUCCUUCUCUUCUCUUAUUUCUCUCCACGGGGGGUUCUGCUCAACGGACUCAUGCUUUUAUUCUCAGCACAGCAUCACACACUCUGCAUUACCUCAGUCACCGGAGGACUGCCGCGGAGUGGACACACCGGCCGACCCGACGUAAUGAGAACGGAGAGAAAUGGAAGAAGAGAAGCUCCCUGGUAUCUCUCUUUCCAUUUUCAGCUGAGAGCGACGAUGUUUGUGCGACAUCAGAACAGGAGAGAGGUGACCUGUCAUAUCCAUCAGUCAUGCACUCAUAUAUAUCUCAUAUAUACAGUAUAUAUAUAUCUACACACCCUGCUGUUUUGUUCUGAACGAGGAAAGACAUUUCUGCAAAACAUGUA
This is a messenger RNA of Plectropomus leopardus (leopard coralgrouper), 4329 nucleotides long. RefSeq names its product syntaxin binding protein 5b (tomosyn) (gene stxbp5b). The record is from RefSeq and is a predicted model, not a curated record. Gene Ontology annotation, cellular component: plasma membrane; SNARE complex; cytoplasm. Gene Ontology annotation, biological process: Golgi to plasma membrane transport; exocytosis. NCBI's taxonomy places the organism in Eukaryota, Metazoa, Chordata, Actinopteri, Perciformes, Serranidae. Gene Ontology annotation, molecular function: GTPase activator activity; syntaxin binding; myosin II binding.